GGCAACAUCUUUUAUUCCAGUGCCGCACUCCACACAAAUGAGCUCUCGGCAAAGAUCCUGAUUCACCCUGCAUUUAAACUUGAGGACUACUUGAAGAAUCCCAAAACCUAAUUUUUGGUGUUUUCCAAAGUGCUGCUUGUGCAUGCAGGCAGGAUGUUACAAUCUGCGUGAGAAAGAUUGGCAUCAUGGACUCCUGGAUCUUCCCGUCAUCCCCUCUGAACAUUUCGCACGGGCCCAUGUACGACAGCUCGGUGUCGGUCAACGAGUCGGACCCGCAGAGGAACGACACGGACCGGAGCUUCAACAGAACCAACACGGUGGUCAUCACCUGCACGUACUUCCUGGUGUGCGCCAUGGGUCUGUGCGGUAACGCCCUGGUCAUCUACGUCAUCCUGCGCUACGCCAAGAUGAAGACAGUCACCAACAUCUACAUCCUCAACCUGGCGGUGGCCGACGUGCUCUUCAUGCUGGGCCUGCCCUUCAUCGCCAUCCAGUUGGCGCUGGUCCACUGGCCAUUCGGUCCGGCGCUGUGCAGGGUGGUGAUGACCGUGGACUCGCUCAACCAGUUCACCUCCAUCUUCUGCCUGAUGGUGAUGAGCAUUGACCGCUACCUGGCCGUGGUGCACCCCAUCCGCUCCACCGAGUGGCGUAAGCCCCGCACGGCUAAGACCAUCAACCUGGCGGUGUGGGGUGUGUCCCUGCUGGUCAACCUGCCCAUCGUCAUCUACAGCGGCGUCAUCACCAAACACGACGGCUGCUUCUGCACCAUCGUGUGGCCCGAGCCUCAGGAGGCCUACUACACGGCCUUCAUGUUCUACACCUUCAUCCUGGGCUUCUUCCUGCCCCUGCUGGUCAUCUGCCUCUGCUACCUCCUCAUCAUCAUCAAGGUCAAGUCGUCGGGGAUCCGCGUCAGCUCCUCCUCCAAAAGGCGGCGCUCGGAGCGGAAGGUCACCCGCAUGGUGUCCAUCGUGGUGGCCGUGUUCGUCUUCUGCUGGCUGCCCUUCUAUGUCUUCAACGUGACCUCGGUGACGGGCACCAUCAGCACCACCCCCGUGCUGCGAAGCACCUUCGCCUUCGUGGUGGUCCUGGGCUACGCCAACAGCUGCGCCAACCCCGUCCUCUACGCCUUCCUGUCCGAGAACUUCAAGAAGAGCUUCCAGAACGUGCUGUGCCUCAAGAAGGUGGGCGGCUUGGACAAGGCCGAGCGCAGCGACAGCCGGCAGGACAAGUCUCGUGUGAUGGCCGACCCCACGGAAACGCAAAGUACUCUCCUGAACGGGGACCUGCAGACCAGCAUCUGACGCAACCAGGGGGACACGGCCCGCCCCUCUUUCUGUCUGAAAGGCUCCAGCCUCCUCUUGAACGGACUUUCCCUCGUGUCGCUGCACCAGGAGCGCCCUCGGGUACGACUGCACGGGAGGACGGAGGAUCAAACCGGCAACCUUCUGGGCGCUGCCACCCGAGCUGUGCCGCCCCCACUGAACAACGACCCUUCUCCGUUGUUGCUGUGUGUUAGCGUCUUCCCGAGGUACUAAACGAAGAACUGAAACACACCACAAAUACUUUGUUUCUCGAUGCCACGCAUAUAUUUGCUGUAUAAAUAAAAUGCGGACUGUUUGUUUCCAUAGUAACGUAGAGUGUCAACACCAUUUACAAACUCUAUUGCAAAGUUCAGCCUCUUUUUUGGACAGUAUAUUUUGGUUGCAGAAAUAAAGACUCAUUGAGACGUCUGCGUUCUCAUGAAUUUCAGUCGUAUUGAUUCUGUUGUGCAUUGUGACAUAACAGGGCAGCACUGUGGCGCCCGUACCCACAGAACAUGAAAUCAUCUCACUUUCACCCAUUUUACGUUCUUAUUCCUACGUUCCAUCUGCAAAAAGAAGCUGGAUUUCAUGCAAAAAAAAGGAAAAAAAAGAAACAUGUAAAAAAAUGUGGCAUGAAUGAUUGAAAUAUUAGAAUUGAAUUUUUUUUAAUUAUUAAAAAGAAUCAUUUAUGUGUAAAUGUUAAUUUAAUGUAAAUGUUAGCAGGUUUUCUCAUGUAAAAAAUGAGGGAGGCAUGACUUACUGAAGUGUUACAAUGGAAUAAAGAAAUAUGAAAAAUAACAUGUAAAUGUAAAAAAAAAAAAAUCAGUAAAGUGUACAGUAAUCCUUUGCCACUUUGCACAUGGAAUUUCACAACUUUGCUUUUUUUUCAAAAACAUUUAAUAAAUCAUUACUGCUUUGUGGUUGGAUAUGGCCCA
Messenger RNA from Dunckerocampus dactyliophorus (ringed pipefish), 2236 nucleotides. RefSeq names its product somatostatin receptor type 2-like. The transcript has 2 exons. The coding region runs from base 186 to 1301 and encodes 371 amino acids. The record is from RefSeq and is a predicted model, not a curated record. Gene Ontology annotation, biological process: cellular response to glucocorticoid stimulus; neuropeptide signaling pathway; cellular response to estradiol stimulus. Gene Ontology annotation, cellular component: membrane; neuron projection. Gene Ontology annotation, molecular function: neuropeptide binding; somatostatin receptor activity. NCBI's taxonomy places the organism in Eukaryota, Metazoa, Chordata, Actinopteri, Syngnathiformes, Syngnathidae.